Bombyx mori (domestic silkworm) is the source of this 5626-nucleotide messenger RNA. RefSeq names its product peroxisomal membrane protein PMP34. Gene Ontology annotation, biological process: transmembrane transport. The coding region runs from base 693 to 1532 and encodes 279 amino acids. The transcript has 5 exons. Gene Ontology annotation, cellular component: peroxisomal membrane. Lineage: Eukaryota; Metazoa; Arthropoda; Insecta; Lepidoptera; Bombycidae. Gene Ontology annotation, molecular function: NAD transmembrane transporter activity; FAD transmembrane transporter activity; FMN transmembrane transporter activity. The record is from RefSeq and is a predicted model, not a curated record.
AAUUUUCCUUUUUAUUGCUAUACACUGUCCAUUCCAGCUAUAAUGGCCGUUUUCCAAUUACAGCACAAGAGCGCAUUAUGCGGCAUAAUGCUCAGCUAAGUUUCAGCAUAAUUCGGCAUUGUGCCUCACUGAGUCGCAUUAUGCUCUGUAAUUGGAAAACUACCAUUAAGUAAUGGUUAAUUACAGAGCAUAAUUGGAAAACUACCAUUAUGUGAUGGUUAAUUACAGAGCAUAAUGCGACUCAGUGACGCACAAUGCCGAAUUAUGCUGAAGCUUAGUUGAGCAUUAUGCCGUAUAGUGCGCUCUUGUGCUGUAAUUGGAAAACGGCCACAGUAUACAGUGAACAAUGAAAAACGUAGUUAGUUUUAAUAUUAACCACCAAAAAAAAGUAAAUUCACCAUUCAUUACGUGAAACGAACCGCACUGUGUUCUACUUCAGGCAUUUACAAAUGUCGGCUCGUGAAAGCGACGAUGAAGGACCCUCCACUCCGAAAAAAAGAGAACUUACAAGAAAUUUCUAAAAAAAAAUUCUAAUAAAAUCCGACCUGGCAGCACUGGCCAAGAACCAAAGGCCAAAGUACUGCAAUUUUAGUAGUACCUGGUUACCAUUUUAUUUCAAGCAAGAGCAGUUGUUAGCGGCAGUGUCUGAAUAAAGUUUUCAAAAAAAAAAAUCGCAUUUAAUUGUAACAAACAUGACAUCAUUGUUAAGUUAUGAGACUUUGGUCCACGCUAUAGCUGGCGCUACUGGCAGCGUCGUGGGCAUGACAAUAUUUUAUCCUUUGGAUACACUCAGGUCACGGAUUCAAGUUGAAGAUUCGAAGAAGUUGCAAGGAUCGACACUGGAAUUAUUAAUAAAACUAGCCAAUGAAGAAGGUAUUGAGUCUCUUUACAGAGGGCUAUCACCAGUUUUACAGUCACUCUCAGUAUCCAACUUUGUUUACUUUUAUUCAUUCCAUGCAUUACGAAAACUAUAUUCCCAGCCAACAUCAGCAUUGCGCGAUCUACUUUUUGGUUUAAUUGCUGGAAGUAUCAAUGUUAUUUUAACAUCACCGCUAUGGGUUGUAAAUACAAGAAUAAAGUUAGAAAAAAACAAUUACAAAAAUUUAUUUGAAGGUCUCCUUGAACUGGCAAGAACGGAAGGCGCAAAAGGCCUCUGGUCUGGAACUGUUCCUUCACUACUUCUGGUUUCAAAUCCAGCUAUUCAGUUUAUGGUGUAUGAAUCUCUAAAACGAAAAUUUAUGUCCCAAGGCUCAUUUCAUACAUAUACUUCAUUUUUGAUUGGGGCUACAGCAAAAGCUGUAGCCACAACUCUAACCUACCCCUUGCAAGUAAUUCAAUCUAGACUUCGUGCUGGUACAAAUUUGAAAACAAUGGUGAAAGAUAUUAAGUCAAAACCCUUUUCAAUGUUCCGUGGACUGGAAGCCAAGCUUUUGCAAACAGUCAUGACUGCUGCUUUGAUGUUUAUUGUAUAUGAAAAACUUGUUAUUUUAGUUUUAACUAUUAUGAGAGUUAGGAUGAAAAAAAUUCACUGACUAUAUAAAAAUUAAGUUUCUCAGAGUUACAGAUUAGAAAAAUUUAACAUCCUGUUUCUCAUUUAAUAAGUCUAAAUAAUAAUCCAAUAAAAGAAAGAAAUAAGAAAUAGCACAUAGCGAACAUCAAGCAUUGGUAAAUAAGGAACUUAUUACCGAAACUGAAUGUUGUAAUUUACACGACCUUGUAUAAUUAGUAUAAAUGUGCUAAGUUUAAUAAUGGCAUGUCUUAUUUUCAAUGUCAAAUAUAGCAGAGUGUAGUUUCUGUUUUUCACACGACCAGUUUUAUUCUAUUUAUAAAGAAUAUCUAACCAUUAAUUUAAUAUUAAAAAUUUACCAUUUUUUAUAAAAAAAUUUGGGGAAGGGGCAGGAAAAUUAAAUAAUGGUUGUGGUAAUUUAGGUAUGGAUAAUAAGGAUAUUAUUAUUUGAAGUAGACGUUAACUAUGUAGGACUAAUAAAAACGAGACGUAUAUGCAAUAGUUAUUACUUUUCAAAAUCUUACAUGUAUGUAUCUGAUGUCAUUCCAACAACAAUCUAAUCAUACGACAAUCAUGCAUUCUGUGCCAGUUUUAGCAUUAGCAAUAGUUUAGUUAUAUUAUUUAUUGAACAUGUUAGAGAAGUAACAAUUUAGGUGUUAUGUACAAAAGACUUAACACACAUAUAUGAACUCCUUUUCAACAAACCAAAACCAGAGUAAACUAGGUUUUAUGAAUUAUACAAGUAAAUAUCAAAAGUGAAUAAAAUGAUAUGGGAUCGUGGUGCACAAUGCAAUUACCUAAUUUGUUAAAUUUUAUUUAAUCAUCAACUUACAAAAAAAAUUACAUCUUUCUUUUUCGUAAUAAAUCUGUCUGUACUUUAUGCGCCGUCUGUCAGUCAGGUCAGUGUUACCAAUAGUUAGGUACACCUAAUUAUUCCCACAAGGCCGUCCUGGUCAGUCGUCUGUCCCAGAUGACUCGUAGUCGAUAGCAUCAGCAACCCAAGGUUUCAUCAUAUAAGUGGAGCUACAGGUGGGAUGGGCUCCUUCACCUUGACCAAUCCUCUGGAGAUCAUAACGGUCAUUCCUCUUCUUCUUCACGACUCUAUUACUAGGACUCUAGUCCUAAGUAAUGAGAAGCAGCUUGUAGCCCUGAACAAAUUGGGUCCUCUUGAUAGCAACAAGAUUGCAUACUUCAUAUUCUCUCGAGUUUUCUUGUCUUCUGUAUGUUCUCUCUUGCUUUCUUCUUCAAGUCUGGUCGUCCAUCACAGGAAAAUUUAAGAUUCUCUUCAUUAAUUAAAUUGUAGAUAGCUUAAUUUUUAUUACAAAUUUUGACACCUAUUAAUAAUUCAAAAGGUGACAUCAUUAUGCUUCUUUGAAAUGAACCAUUUAAGCAUCUCUGCAUAUUAUUGACGUGCUUGUACCAGUUAGGAGAAUCAUCUGCUGAUAAUUUACUUAGAACAUCAAUUAUUAUCUGAUGGACUCUCUCAACCUGUCCAUUUCAUCCAUAUUGGCCAGUAGUCAUGGUAGUACUUCUGUCACUAAUCUACUUCUGUGGAGCGCGAAAGUGAGUGGAAUCCCUCUUCCCUCAGCGAAGAAGGCGAGGUGGGCGGCGCGGAUACGAAUCUCCCGUUGUGGCGGUAAGUAUAAAGAUGUUUUCAACGGGUCGUCCACUGAGAGCGUCAGCAUGUUUCAUCCUUGUUCCAGGUCCGUGUUCUAUAGUGUAAUUAUUCUCUUCCGGCAACAGAGCCCAGCGUGCUACUCUUAAGUCUUUUUUCUUUAAAGUCGUUAUCAGGGCAGAGCAGUUAGUGAUGAUUUUGAAACGAUUUCUAAGCAGAUAAACUCUGAAUUUCUUGACAGCUUCAACAAUAGCUAAAAUUUCUAAAUAGUAUCUAUGAUACUUCUUUUCUACAGGUGAAGUCUUCCCACUCAUGUAGUAAACUGAAUGCAUCUUAUUAUCUUUCAGGAGUAUUUGUAACGAAUAAUACAGCUUCAUAGCCGUCAGCACUUUCAUCAAGUUAGAGUCCGGUUUUCAAGUCUUGAUUGUAGAUCCACAAAACUGGUGAUUGGUGCCUAAUAGCUCUGAGCGUCUCAACUGCCUUUUUACAUUCUUGGUCGGAGCUGAAAACAAUAAUUUUCUCAAAAAGUUGGUUAAUGGCCUUGCUAUAAGAGAAUUUUUUUUAAUAAAAUUUCUGAAAUAUGCUGUAAGUUCAAGAAAUUAUUGUAGAGUCUUAAUAUUGUGUGGGGUUGGAAAACGAGCAACAGUAGUCACUUUUUCGUUUGAUGCACUGAUUAUACCAUCCUCAAUGAUAUAGCCCAAAUAGUUAAUUUUCUUCUGCAUAAAUUGACAUUUACUCCAAUUUCAUGUUAGUCCAUAUUCUUCAGCUUCGUAUAAAACUUUUUCUUAAUAACUUUGGGAAAUUUAAAAGGCACAAUCAGGUCAUCUAAAUAGGUCAAUACCACACCAUCCAAGAUCAGGUCCAGAAAUACAUCAUUCACAAAUCUCUGGAACACCAGAAGGUCCAACGGAGAAACCAACAGGCAUUUUUUUUUAUCUAAUUGGGAACGACGAGUCACAAAUGAUGUAUACUUCUCUGGCUGUCCUUGCAAACAUUCACAUGAAAAAAACAAAUUUUCAUGUCCAAUGCUGUAAACAUUGUAACGUCUUUCAACCUUUCUAUCUGUUCUUCUAUAAGUGGAAGCAGAAAUCUCUCUUUGAUUAUCUUUUUGUUCAGUGUUCGAUAGUCGACACACAGUCGUUACCUUUUUUCUUCUUUUUUGUCAGUAUUAUUGGACUUGCAAAGUCUGAAUUACUUGGUUUAAUUACACCAUCCUUUAGCAAUUCAUUUAUUUGUUUAUCAACAACAAACAUACAAUAGACAGUUCAUCAUCAUCAUCAUCAUUUCAGCCUAUCGCCGUCCACUGCUGAACAUAGGCCUCUCCAAUAGAUUUCCAGUGCGACCGGUCCAUUGUCACCUGCAUCCAACGAGACCCAGCGCUUUUUACUAGGUCGUCGGUCCAUCUAGUAGGUGGCCGUCCCACACUGCGCUUGCCAGUACGUGAACAGUAUAAUAAUAUAAUAGUAUAAUAGACAGUUAUUCUUCACCAAAAAAUUAAUCUUUUAGAAGUACGAAUUAUAUUUUUAGAAUAAGGUUGGAAAUCAGCCUAGCGUAGUAGGCAGCGGAUUGACUGACCGUUAACCCACUUUCUGUCCAUGAAUGACCUUAACCACAUAGGUGAGACAUUGGUUUGUCUUGCUUCAAAAGCAACAGUAAACUGGUACACUUGAAAGUGAAAGUAAACCAAAAAUUAGACAUCCUCUACAUCUAGUCAUUAUUACAUCUACAUUUAUUGUUGAGUUAAUAAUUAUAGUACUAUAUUGUUUAAAAUUAACUUAUCAAAAUUUUUUAUUUCCAUGACGUAACUGUCACCUUUAUACUAUAUUUCAUUUUUGAUAAUUGUUAGUUUAAAUCAAAUUCUCUUGUUAAGCUAUUGCAUAGCUUCUAUCGCGGGCCUUGAGCGCGGCGACUGAAUCAAGAAAUUCCGUAACGAAAAUAAUCUGACACCCCCCCUACGCCUACUAUGUAGCUCGCGUUCAUCACAUUCACACGAUGCGCUGGUGUAGUGUUUGUGAAUAAGCGCGCGGCGUGACGUCGCACUGCAAGAGCAUCAUGAAAAGUCUGCCAAUCUCUCUCUCACGCGGUCUAGCUUAUGAGUGUGAAGGGGACAGUUAAUGUUUUGCUUUUGUUAAUGUUUAUAAAUAUAGCGUGGUCUUAUUUUUAUUAUUGUUUUAAUAUUAAAUUAUUAUUAUCUAAUUGUAAUUGCAUAAGUUGAUAAAAAAUGCUUUGCAAUAGCUUUACCGCGGCAGUCCCCGAGUGCCACAUUUUUGUUUUUGAACUAAUUUUGUCGACGUUGUUUACUUAUAUUUAACUACUUAGUUAAUAUUAUAUUAUUUUUGACACUAAGGAAAAUUAGUACAUUUAGUAUGUUUUCUAAUUAAUUUCAAAGCUACUCUUCAUUAAUUAAACUGUGAUUCAAUAUUAGUAGUAAGUAGUUAGUGUGUAAGAAUAAAGAAUGGUUUUGGUCAGUCACAGAAGUUUCGUUAAUAAAGCUUUGUUUAAAA